Molecule: messenger RNA, 1366 nt
Organism: Sorghum bicolor (sorghum)
Lineage: Eukaryota; Viridiplantae; Streptophyta; Magnoliopsida; Poales; Poaceae
Product: solute carrier family 35 member F1
Exons: 11
Coding region: 70-1125 (351 amino acids)
Biological process (GO): transmembrane transport
Cellular component (GO): membrane
Molecular function (GO): transmembrane transporter activity
Source: RefSeq, a predicted model, not a curated record
AAAUAAUUGCACACGCCGUCGUUGGUUUGUUCGCGUUCGGCGGACACUUCGAACGGACAAAGCAAAGCAAUGGCGCCGCCGCCGAGGUGGCUACGGCGGGAGGUGUUCGUGGGGCUCGCGCUGGGUCAGUUCGUCUCGCUGCUCAUCACCUCCACCGGCUUCGCCUCCUCCGAGCUCGCUCGCCGAGGUGUCAAUGCACCUACAUCACAGUCAUUGCUGAAUUACAUCCUUCUUGCACUUGUUUAUGGUGGAACACUGCUAUACAAAAGGCAACAUAUGACGAUCAAAUGGUACUACUACUUGAUCCUAGGCAUCGUUGAUGUCGAAGCUAACUAUAUUGUUGUGAAGGCUUAUCAGUACACGUCCUUGACCAGUGUGAUGCUCCUGGAUUGUUGGUCUAUUCCAUGUGUCAUUGUGCUCACUUGGAUCUUCCUGAAGACAAAAUAUGGGCUGAGAAAGUUCAUUGGUGUUGGAGUUUGCGUGGCUGGCCUUAUUUUGGUUGUAUUUUCUGAUGUGCACUCUUCUGAUCGAGCAAAAGGACCCAACCCCUUGAAAGGUGAUUUGCUUGUCAUUGGAGGCUCCAUGCUUUAUGCCAUCAGCAAUGUUACCGAGGAGUACUUUGUCAAGAAAAGCAACAGAGUUGAGGUGAUGGCAAUGCUAGGUGUUUUUGGAGCAAUUAUAAGUGGUAUACAGAUAAGCAUACUUGAGCAAAAAGAGCUCAGAUCGACUCACUGGACUGCUGGUGCGAUCCUUCCCUUCAUAGGGUUUGCAUUGGCAAUGUUCUUGUUCUACUCAACGGUACCAAUUAUACUCAAGAUAUGUGGUGCAACCAUGCUUAAUCUCUCACUCCUGACCUCAGACAUGUGGGCUGUUCUAAUACGUAUUUUUGCUUACCAUGAGAAGGUUGAUUGGAUGUACUUCGUUGCUUUUGCUGGCACAGCAACUGGCCUUGUCAUCUACUCAUACAGGGGCUCAAAGCAGAUUUCCGAAGAGACAGCACAGGUUACACAGGCCAUGGAUGAGGAGGCCGCAGCGGCAAACAGCACAGCACAAGUUCCUGGUGUCGGAGAUGGUGGGCCAGCCUCCAACAAGGACUUUUCAUUAGCUGCCACUGCCUCAAGGUAGUCGGCAACCGGCUGCAAAACUAGACUUGCAAGAACAUGUAUACAGUGGUGGUUGAUGUAGACGGUUGGACAAGCCUUUGGUUGUGAGUGAUGUUUUGCUAUCAGAUAUGAGAGAAGGGGUUAGGAGCUAGGAGAAGUACAUGUAUAAUAUAGUUCCUUGUUCGAUAUAAUUUAUAUAUACGAAAUGGAAAUGUAUUGUUCAAUUAAUAGUCUAGAUUAAAAACUACAACUAUUGUGACAUA